Messenger RNA from Sphaeroforma arctica JP610, 660 nucleotides. RefSeq lists its product as hypothetical. The transcript has a single exon. Bases 1 to 660 code for a protein of 219 amino acids. The record is from RefSeq and is a predicted model, not a curated record. NCBI's taxonomy places the organism in Eukaryota, Ichthyosporea, Ichthyophonida.
AUGGAGCCACAGGAUGCACCAGGAAAGGUUCAUUACCAAGCAGUAGCUACCGGUAGACAGGCAUCCAAGACACCCAAGGGCGAUAUCAGCCUAUCGCAGGAAGACGUUGUAAUUAACGGCGAGGCCAAGGGAGAUACCGACCUACGUGCGGACAGGGAGCAGUACAUUACUGGUGAACAUGUAGCUAGUGAUGGGCUCCCUUCCCGUUCGUCUUCGGGUAUCUCUGAAGCCUUAUCUUCCGGUAAAGGGCAACCACGCCUUCCACCUAAUAAGCGCAGGCGUCACCGCCGUCGUUCCUACACCAAGGGCACGGUGCGGGGCCAGUCUUCGACACAGAAACUAACCGAGCUUAUGGCACAACAACAGUCGCUCUUAGAGAAGUACGAACAAAGGUUGCAGCGUACAUCUUCAGAACAACCCGCGACAUUAUUGUCCGCGAACGAAGCGUCGACUAGCCCACACAAACGAGGGCAUAUGGCACAAGGUACGAAGGACAAUCCUACGUUUCGUAUCCAAGGACGUUCAAAACAGCACCAUGGACUCGGAUAUGAAUCACCUGGGUCGGAAGGUCAACUCUCUAAGGAGGAAGAUACCUUGUCGUCUCUGGAAGAGGCUCCGUCAUUCCAAGAAUUCGCACGUGAGCAAGUGUUGGCCAAGUAA